GCAUGUUGGCCAGUGUUAUUAUUCCUCUAUCAUUGCAAACAACGUCUCACAUUAGAAAUAAAACACCUACAAAAUCGUUUCGGCACUGACAUUUGAACUUUGAACUGGUACAACGUUUGGCUCGUGAAUCGUAGGAUCGCAGCGCUUUAGCUAUAUACAUACAUACAUACAUAUCUCUCCGGCAAGAGAGGACUACUAUUAAGCGCAGACCACUAUCGGGAAUCGAUAAGCAAUCGGCAGUGCUGAUAGCUCGGAAAUACAAAAUUGCUUAGUUUACUUAAUUCCAGUUCAGUUUCAAUUGCAUUUAGUGUAGUCCACCACCAUGAACUUUCUGCUGCGCUUCAUGGUCUUCUGCCUGGAUCCCUUGGGUCUGGGCCGCCGCUUCCUCAUCCGCCCGGCCAUGAAUCUCGGGUGGAACGUGUACGAUCGCGUCCGGAGCAAGGCGGACGAGAAGGUGGGCACGGUGCGCGAACUGGUCCUCCGGAUGGGCCUCAUCGCCUUUGCCGUAGUGCUCAUCAUCUGGCUGGCAGUCUUCAUGUACGCAGCCUUCUACUACGUCUACAUGCCGGCCAUAUCACACACACGCCCCGUCCACAUGCAGUUCAAAACUUGCUUAGAUACCAGCACGCCCUGCACCUUUCCCCAUGCCCACGUCUCGCUGACGAAGAAGCAACAGCUCCUAAUGGUUGGCCAGGCCUAUAAGGUGAUCGUAAACAUCGAUAUGCCGGAAUCGCCGCAGAACCUGGAACUGGGAAUGUUCAUGGUGUGCGCCGAGAUGAGGGACUACGAUUCGAUGCUGAGGGGUCACUCGUGCCGAUCGGCCAUGAUGCGGUAUCGAUCGCCACUGAUCCGCAUGAUCUCCACCUGGGCACUGAGUCCGCUUUAUGUGCUGGGCUGGAAGGAGGAGUUCCAGCAGGUUCCGGUGGAGAUAUUCUCUCGUUAUCUGGAGGAACGACAGCAUCCCAUUACGGAUGUAUAUGUGGAGAUACAGUCUCAAAAGAUCCAGUUCUAUACGGUGACACUGCAUAUAGUGGCUGAUUUUACCGGUCUGCGUUACAUCAUGUUCAACUGGCCCGUGCUGUCGGCCAUAGUGGCCAUUAGCACCAAUCUAUUCUUUAUACUGGUCAUCUUUCUGCUCAGCUGGUACCACUGGUCCGACGCCAGCUGGCUGCACAGCCUGCAAAUCAAAUACGCCCGGCUCACGAAGUCGCUGGAACCCGGCGUAGUCCUCUCCAGAGCGAGCAGCCUACGGGAUGAUGACGAUGACUUGGUUGCCUACGGUGAUAAGUCCGGCAUUGCAGACGUCGGCGGUGAUACAAUGAGCGAUGCGGAUUCCGAUGAACUGGUGUUGGUUAAGAAAGUGGCAAGUGGCAAGCCGGACUCCCAGGAUGCGCUGCGUGAGCGUCAUUCGAAGAAGACCACCACCACGGACCACUAAAAGCUGAGAUAAAAUAAGGGGGACCACCAUUUACCACCGACGCCCAUACGACGCUUGAGCCAAAGACUAAAUAGAUAGUAGGACUAAGUUAGUUAACACAGCUGCCAAACGAAGUAUUCCGGCGGAUUUAUUCAUUAAUGUUCUGCUUUCACUUUAAGCAGCCCAAUUAGCUCAACAUUAUUUUACUUAAGUGGUGGAUAUUUAGUGUAAUUAGAAGCUAUAGGUGUUAUUCCAUUUAUAUUUGAUACCCCGAUAAUUAAUAGUUUAUACCUAUAUGAUGCAAUUACAAGUUGGAUGUAAUUUAAUCAUAUUUAGGAGGUUCAUCAUGCAAUACCUCAAGCUACUGAUUGUUUAUUGUAGUUUAUAAACAAUCACAUAAAGCAGAAUGCAUUCCAUUUAAGCUGAGGAUGUGUAAGCUAGGGCGCAGAUACACCGAAUCUUUUUUAUUUAAUCAACGAAUUUACAAAAGCACCUAAUGUAAC
Messenger RNA from Drosophila gunungcola (fruit fly), 1920 nucleotides. RefSeq names its product seipin (gene Seipin). The record is from RefSeq and is a predicted model, not a curated record. Gene Ontology annotation, biological process: lipid droplet organization; lipid storage. NCBI's taxonomy places the organism in Eukaryota, Metazoa, Arthropoda, Insecta, Diptera, Drosophilidae. Bases 323 to 1438 code for a protein of 371 amino acids. The transcript is spliced from 3 exons. Gene Ontology annotation, cellular component: endoplasmic reticulum membrane.